AUGGAAGGAGGCCAGCCGCAGGUGCCGCCCACGCUCAAGCAGCUGGCGCCGAUCUUGAAGCAUUCAGCCCAGCUACGAGGGCAGGUGCCGGUGAUGAGCUACCUCUGCUCGCUCUACGCCGUCCAGCUGGGCCUCAAGAUCAAGGGUAACGACCCCGCCAGCAAGACUUUUCUCUUUGGCCUCAUGGAUCGCCUCGAGCAACACCGCGCCGAGCUCGGAUCUGCCCUCUCCCAAAUCCCUGACCAAAAGGCGUUUGCGACCAACUUUGCGGUCAAGGUGUUCGGGCACGCCGACGACGAAUACCGAGAUGGCCUCGCCACAAGGGACACCGCCAAGAACUUCUACGCGUCGACGGUGUUCUUCGAUGUCCUGCGACAGUUUGAUGACCCGCUGCCCGAGGAAAUCGAGAAUAUGCGCAAGUACGCCAAGUACAGUGCCGUGCAGAUCACCAAGGCCAUCAAACAAGGCAUCCCUGUGGUGCACCCCGACAGCGAGCUGCAGGACACACAGAGCGACGGCUUCGCCAUCGGCGGUGAUUUCGAUCCGUUCUCGGCCGCUGCCGGCUUCCCCACGAUCCCAUCGGCGGGCUCGCCCUCGUCGAUGAUGGGCCAGAAUGUACAGUCACCGCCGCCGCACUAUGGUGGCGGCGGCGGUUCGCCCGCGCCCACACAGCACCACCAGGCCGGGCAACCCUACGGCAGCCCGUCCGUCACGCAGCCGACGCCCUUCGACGCCUACUCUGGCGGAGGCUUUGACAUCCCCUCGGUGUCGCAUUCGUUUGACCACCCCGCCUCGAGGCGAGACUUAGCAUCGCCGCCAUCUUCCGCGGCAUCGUCGGCAGCGCCGCAUUUCCCCGCCAUGUCGCCCCCACCCGCACACGCCUUCCCUCCCGCAUUCGACGCCGGCGGCAGCAAUCCCUAUGCGCCGGCUCCGACGUCGGGGUCACCGCAGCCGCCACACGACGCUGCGCCGGCGGCCGAUGACUCGAUCGAGCAGCUGCUGUCCCUCUUCCCCAUGCGCCAGCGCCGACGCACGGAUUCGGAGGACCAACCGGUCCCACGAGCGGCGGUGGAAGCGGCAGCGGCAGCGGUGGCGCAUGGCGUGGUCGCCGUCCGCCUCUCCCUUCCCACCACACGGCCACUCGGCCACGCCACCUUCUGUACCGCAGGCGGCGGCGCCUCAUUCGCAAGCGUGGCCUGGCCCCGGCCCAGCGGCGCGAGCCCCGGCACCAGCCCCAGCACCGGCAGCGCCUGCCCCGGCCCCGGCCCCUAUCCCAGCACCGGCGCCCAUCUCUGCCCCAGCGCCCAGCACCGGCUCAGCACCAGCCGGAUUCACGCCUUCAGGCGAGGCCUUGGAGAAAGCGCAAAAGGUUUGCUGUCCCUGCGUGCGAUGUGCCGUUUCGAGGACACGCCCUACGCCGUGCAGAAUCUCCAGCUGGCGCUGUCGCUGCUCACCGGCAAGCAGUACAACUGA
Molecule: messenger RNA, 1473 nt
Organism: Acanthamoeba castellanii str. Neff
Lineage: Eukaryota; Discosea; Longamoebia; Acanthamoebidae
Exons: 7
Coding region: 1-1473 (490 amino acids)
Biological process (GO): late endosome to vacuole transport via multivesicular body sorting pathway
Cellular component (GO): multivesicular body
Source: RefSeq, a predicted model, not a curated record